Molecule: messenger RNA, 518 nt
Organism: Lolium rigidum
Lineage: Eukaryota; Viridiplantae; Streptophyta; Magnoliopsida; Poales; Poaceae
Product: 40S ribosomal protein S16-like
Exons: 2
Coding region: 1-504 (167 amino acids)
Biological process (GO): translation; maturation of SSU-rRNA from tricistronic rRNA transcript (SSU-rRNA, 5.8S rRNA, LSU-rRNA)
Cellular component (GO): cytosolic small ribosomal subunit; ribosome
Molecular function (GO): structural constituent of ribosome; RNA binding
Source: RefSeq, a predicted model, not a curated record
AUGUUCGCCGAGCUUCUUGAAGAAGAAACGACAGUUGCCGCCCAAGACAAGGAGCACCUGCUGAUCCUAGCUUGCCUGUCCGGCUUGUACGCCGAGUCGGCCAUUGGUCGCCAUGGCAUCAUUUUGUCCGUGGACUUCAUACUACAGAGUGCAAGGUGUGGACAAUGUGUGGUUGCUUGGGACACCAUUGAUUAUGGUGGACUGGGAAUUCUCAAUCUGAAGAUCCUUAACGAUGCAUUCCGCUCCCGCUUCAAGGACAUCGACAUGAGGAUCCGCGUCCGCAGCGGCGGUAAGAUCUCCCAGAUCUACGCCAUCCGCCAGGCCAUCGCCAAGGCGCUCGUCGCAUACUACCAGAAGUACGUCGACGAGGCCGCCAAGAAGGAGGUCAAGGACAUCUUCGGCCGCUACGACCGCACCCUCCUCGUCGCCGACCCACGUCGCUGCGAGCCCAAGAAGUUCGGAGGACGUGGCGCCCACGCAAGGUUCCAGAAGUCUUACCGUUGAUUCGCCUGCAGGCC